This is a messenger RNA of Lactuca sativa (garden lettuce), 1355 nucleotides long. RefSeq lists its product as uncharacterized. Lineage: Eukaryota; Viridiplantae; Streptophyta; Magnoliopsida; Asterales; Asteraceae. The record is from RefSeq and is a predicted model, not a curated record.
AUUAAUUACUCUUAAUCCUCGCCGGCACACCGUAAAUAUUCCAUCUCCUAACCGUUAUAAAAACGCCAGGUAGCAGAAAUCCUUUACAUAGUCAUAUUUGUCCCACCCCACUCUCUACUCUCUGCAAGCACCCUCGGACCUUUCAUCUUUCAGUAUUAACAGUUUUCAUCAUGGCCAAAAAACAAGGGCAAGAUUCAAGCAGACCUCCUGCCAAGAAACAUUUCAAGAAGUUAACAAACAACAUAUCUAAAGACACUGUUCAUCAUUCUUCAGAAAACAGUGCUCUUGCUUCUGUGAAUGAUAAAAAAGAGGAAUUCUGUGGUUACAUAUUCAUGUGUAGUGGAAAAACAAAACCAGAAUGUUAUAUAAACCGAGUUUUUGGUCUUCCUUCUGGUAGAAGACAAGUUGUUGAAAAGAUCAAACCAGGCACCAAGCUUUUUCUGUUUGAUACUGAUGUGAAGCUUCUUUAUGGUGUCUAUGAGGCAUCAUCCAAUGGAGGAAUGAACUUGGAAUCUGCUGCUUUUGGUGGAAUGUUUCCAGCACAGGUAAGAUUCAAGAUCUACAAGGAAUCUCUUCCACUUCCUUUAGGUACAUUCAGACAUGCCAUUAAAGAAAAUUAUCAAGGAUCAAAGUUUGCACCAGAACUUAAUAGUCAACAGGUGGGGGCACUUCUGUCAUUGUUUCGUCCCAUCCCUGCUCAAUACCCUACAGCACCUAAUGGUGCACCUGAACCACAGAGGAUACCUGCCACAAAUAAUAUUAACGGAUGGAUCAACAGCUCAUUAACAACGCCUUUACAAAAUACGUAUAGACAACCAAUUCAUAAUCUUCCUCAAUUGGGUCAGCAAAACGGGCUAAACCUAAACCCAAAUUUACAUAAUUGCCAUCCAGUUGUUGCCCCCGCCCAUCAGGCCCCACCUCUGUAUCAUCAACCAUAUCCAAGGUAUAUGACAAUGCAUCCGUGUGAUCAAAGAUUUGGAUUGGAUGCAGAUAGGUAUUUGGGUCACAACUCUUACCCUAUCCCACCAGUUGCUUAUGGUUCUCCUCUGCAUUUGCGGCCUAUGACUCCUUAUGGUGGACCGCAUCCUCCUCAAUCUCAUACACAAUCGCAAGGGCAUGAGGUGCCAGUUUCAUCUUAUUACUUGAAUCAUGCGGGGUUGCGUUGACAGUUGACAGGUGGCGAAAGAUUGGGUACUUAGAAGAACGUGAUGAUGUGGAUUUGGUUGUAAAUUUCUGGUGAGGGGUAGUUACUAGUUAGAAUCUUUGUGAAUAUUUUGUGACUUUACUUUGCAUCAGAAACUUGAAAAAUGUAUGAGGUUAACUUUUCUAUUAAUAGAGAAUACUUCCCUUCUAAA